Molecule: messenger RNA, 2046 nt
Organism: Fulvia fulva
Lineage: Eukaryota; Fungi; Ascomycota; Dothideomycetes; Mycosphaerellales; Mycosphaerellaceae
Exons: 4
Coding region: 1-2046 (681 amino acids)
Biological process (GO): protein phosphorylation
Molecular function (GO): ATP binding; protein kinase activity
Source: RefSeq, a predicted model, not a curated record
AUGGCGCCGAAAGGUAUCUUCAUCGACUUCGACUUCGAGAUCCGUCGUCCUGGUCAAAAGUAUAGACCCAAGACCUCACUCAAGGAGCUCAAUCAGAUAUGGGCCGGCCUACGCACGAAUGCGCGCACGGCGCUGACGACCAAAAUCAAAGCAGCCGAAGCCACUGCGGCACGCGCCGCAGAACAGACCCUCAUCGCCAAUGCGGCAAGAACGGCUUUCACAAGACCCGGCCAGAGCUUGUAUGAUUUCCAAUCGAGGUAUCGUAAAGCCAAAGAUGAGGCCGAAUACCUCGACACGUUGGAAACUCGAAACUUGGCUGCUUGGAAAGCUCUUAGGAAAGAGUACAAGAAACAUGGGACACUACCACAAGCCACCAAAGAUGCCGUAAAGGGCGCUAAAGAUACUGUCAGAGACCGGCUGAUAGUCGUCGGCGGCAUGCGGGAUUUCCUAGAUGACUGGAAUGACACAGCGAUGCCUGCGCCCCGAGACGACAACGACGAGCCCAAGAUAUUGGAGAGCUUCCUGUCAGCUCGACGCAAGGAUGCUGUGAGGAAUAAGGUGGCAAGAGAAGCUGCAAAGGAAGGAGAAGAUGACGUGUUGCCUUCUGAUGAAGAGCAUAGAUGGCAAGCCUGGAAGUCAAUAGGCGAAGGAGGUAAUGGCCAGGCUUGGGUGUGGGUGUGCUUUGAUCAAGAUGACAAGAUUAUAGAGAGAACGGUCAGAAAAGAUACCGACUAUUCAGCACAGUGGCACGACAUCAGAUGGUGGACCGGCGAAGACAUCAGAGAUUACAGAAAUCGUGCACCGCUGGAGCACACAUGCCAUGAGCGUAUGACAGCCACAGCACAACCUGGACACACUGUGCGAAUGACCUCAUCCUGGCGACCCAGUCUUGUUGAUCCAGUCACACAGACGCAUAGGAUCUACACAGAGUGGUGCUUCUUGGGCGACCUCAUUUCGCUCAUCGAACGAUAUAGACAAUACGAGACCGAGGCAGACAGAGUCAUCCCGGAGCCUAUGAUAUGGGCCACAGCAGAAGCUUUGGCCUACGCAGGUCUCGCCAUGGCCAAAGGAUCUGAGGAUCCGACAGCACCGCCAGAUGAAGACUGGAAGCCUGUCGUACACAGAGACCUCAAACCCGACAACAUCUUCCUCACUAGCCAAGACAAGGCGCCCAACGCCGCCUGGAGCACGACAAACUACCCCAAAUGCCUCCUCGGUGACUUCGGCAUAGCCUUCCAAACAUUCCCCAACGACCACCGUAAUCCGGACUCCUACCACACCGAAGGAACUCCCAGCUUCCUCGCGCCAGAACAGCACAACUACAUCAACUUCCAGACUCUCGAAUCCAUGAAUCCCCAUAAGCUAGGGGAGAAGACAAAUGUCUGGGGCAUGGGAGCUAUUCUGUGGUCUUUGGUCACGCUGAAGAAUGGGCCUGACAACCCACCAGAUUGGAUCGGGAGGAAUCCAGAGGGCGAUAUGACGUAUCGCCUCGAGGACGACGAGGGUUAUGCUACAGGAAUGGGCAACGGCGACAAUAGCGACGACGACGAGGAGGAGAAAUCAAACGCAUGGCGCUACACCCCCGCACUACGCCGCCUAAUCGAUUCCUGCCUCUCCCACAACCCCGACGACCGCCCUGAUUUCGCAAGCAUGCUAGCCACCAUCCAAGCAGAAGGCGAUGACCCGGGCGAUGAGCCGCCGGAUGAUGAAAUCGGGGAGGAGGAGUAUGAGGGCACGUUUGCGACGAAGGGUAUGAGGAGCGGGUGGGCGAGGGAUGCGACGAAGGGGAAGUAUGCGUUGAAGAAUAAGGAUGGGACGUUGUGGGGGCCGGUGGAUCCGUAUAGGGAGGGGUUGGAGAGGGGGGUGUUGGAGGUGGAGACGGAGAGGGAUGGGGAGUUGAGGGAGGCGGACGAGGCGGAUGGGGAUGAGGGAGAGGAAGAUGAGGAUGAGGGGGAGGAGGAAGAGCAGCAGGAUGAGACGGAUAUGGAGGAAGGUAACGAAGCAAACGGCGAGCAAGACGAUGAAGAGAUGGAAGAUUGUGGGUAG